CGACAACCUGAUGAGAAGGAGAAGGAGGAGGGAGAGGGAAGUAAAGAGGGAAGCCGGUGAAACUUUCUUCACGCUUGUUUUUCUAUUCCUUCGCUCAGGGUUUGUUUUAUUGACUGCGUUGCUAUCGCUGUUACUACCGAGCCACACAGCCAACGUCUACUCUGGCGCCCCCUUCCUGCUUCCCUGCCCGCUUUUCUUUCUGAUUCCAUCCACAUCAUCCUCCUCUCUCUCUCUCUCUCCCCUCUCACUCAUCCAUCCCUCCAAGUCCGAAUCCCUUCCACUCCUCUCUUUCAAAGCACAAAGCUCUUUCUAUCCUUCCUCCACCACUACCACCCCCACAAACCACCCCCACUGAAAACCCCUUCCACAUCCGCAUCUUCAGCUGCUAUCAACAACCUCCCUCCCUCCCCUCCUCCCCCUCAUCCUUCAACUUGCGUUUAAUCUCCAAAUAAAUACACAAACAUCUAAACUCCACCAAAACAUCAUGACUACCGAGCAAGACUUUCCUCGCCAGAUUCGUUACGAUGAAAUGGUUACUUAUAUGAAGGAAGUUGCUAAGCUUGGCGGCGAACUCUCCGUUGAUGAGCGUAAUCUACUUUCGGUUGCGUAUAAGAAUGUUGUCGGAACCCGUCGUGCCUCAUGGAGAAUUAUCUCUAGUAUUGAGCAGAAGGAGGAGACCAAGGGUUCUGAGAAACACGUUACGAAAAUUCGCGAAUAUCGCCAGAAGAUUGAGACCGAGCUGGAACAAGUUUGUGGUGAUGUUCUCAAUGUCUUGGACGAGUCUUUGAUCCCUAAGGCCGAGUCCGGCGAGUCUAAGGUUUUUUAUCACAAGAUGAAGGGUGAUUACCAUCGUUAUCUUGCUGAGUUCGCCUCUGGUGAUAAGCGGAAAGAUGCUGCGACCGCCGCCCAUGAGGCUUAUAAGAACGCUACCGAUGUCGCGCAAACUGAGCUCACACCUACUCACCCGAUCCGCCUUGGUCUCGCUUUGAAUUUCUCGGUUUUCUACUACGAGAUUCUCAACUCUCCUGAUCGCGCGUGCCACCUUGCUAAGCAGGCAUUUGAUGACGCUAUCGCCGAACUCGACUCAUUGAGUGAGGAGAGCUACCGCGACUCGACCCUCAUCAUGCAGCUUCUUCGUGAUAACUUGACCCUCUGGACUUCCAGUGAAUCUGGGGAUGCCGAGGAGUCUGCACCCGCGAAGGAGGAGGCCAAGGUCACUGAAGCUAAGCCGGAGGAAGCCCCGGCUGCAUCAGCCCCGGCCGAAGAGACUAAGUAAAUUUUCGGUUGAUGAACAAAAAGCAGUUGUGGAUUUUGGCUGUUGCGUACUGGGUUUCAAUGAUGGCAUAGGAUGGAAAAGGGACUCUGGUGAUAGUGUUUUUCUCUUUUCCGUUUGAUGUUCAACUGAGUGUCGCCGGGGGAAUGAAGUUUCAGUCAAAAAAUAUACACGCAUCUGGUAAA
Messenger RNA from Tuber melanosporum (Perigord truffle), 1458 nucleotides. RefSeq lists its product as uncharacterized. The record is from RefSeq and is a predicted model, not a curated record. The transcript is spliced from 8 exons. NCBI's taxonomy places the organism in Eukaryota, Fungi, Ascomycota, Pezizomycetes, Pezizales, Tuberaceae. Gene Ontology annotation, biological process: signal transduction. Bases 485 to 1276 code for a protein of 263 amino acids. Gene Ontology annotation, cellular component: cytoplasm.